UGGAUGCCGGUGGAAAGCUUCUCGAAGGAACUGCAAAGAUGAUGCCCACACCAGUUAUCCUGCUGAAGGAGGGGACAGACACGUCUCAGGGCAUCCCCCAGCUCGUCAGUAACAUCAAUGCCUGCCAGGUGAUCGCUGAGGCCGUCAGGACCACCCUGGGGCCCAGGGGGAUGGACAAACUGAUGGUGGACAGCAGAGGUAAGGCCACAAUCUCUAAUGAUGGAGCCACCAUCCUGAAACUGCUGGAUGUUGUUCACCCUGCUGCCAAGACUCUGGUGGACAUCGCUCGCUCCCAGGAUGCUGAGGUUGGGGACGGCACCACCUCUGUCACUCUCCUGGCCGCAGAAUUCCUGAAGCAGCUGAAGUCAUACGUGGAGGACGGGCUCCACCCUCAGACUAUCAUCAGAGCGUUCCGCACUGCCACCAACCUUGCUGUCAACAAGAUCAAGGAGAUCGCCGUCUCGGUGAAAAAAGACGACAAGGAAGAGCAGAGGCAGCUGUUGGAGAAGUGUGCAGCCACAGCCCUGAACUCCAAGCUAAUUGCUGGUCAGAAGGAGUUCUUCUCCAAGAUGGUGGUGGACGCUGUCAUGUCUCUGAACGAGCUGCUGUCUCUGAAGAUGAUUGGCAUCAAGAAGGUCCAAGGAGGAGGCCUUGAGGAUUCCCAGUUGGUCUCCGGUGUCGCAUUCAAAAAGACUUUCUCCUACGCCGGGUUUGAAAUGCAGCCUAAACGCUAUGAGAACCCAAAGAUUGCUUUGCUCAAUGUGGAGCUGGAGCUGAAGGCUGAGAAGGAUAAUGCUGAAGUCCGCGUGAAAUCUGUGGAGGACUAUCAGGCCAUUGUGGAUGCAGAAUGGAGCAUCCUGUACGACAAAUUGGAGAAGAUCUAUCAGUCAGGAGCCAAGGUGGUUUUGUCCAAGUUACCCAUCGGUGAUGUGGCCACCCAGUACUUUGCUGACAGAGACCUGUUCUGUGCUGGCAGGGUGCAGGAGGAGGAUCUGAGGAGGACCAUGAUGGCCUGUGGCGGCUCCAUCCAGACUUCAGUAGGUGCCAUGACAGACGACGUCCUGGGACAGUGUGAACUCUUCGAAGAGGUCCAGGUUGGAGGAGAGAGGUAUAACUUCUUCAAGGGCUGUCCAAAGGCAAAGACGUGCACCAUCAUCCUGAGGGGUGGGGCAGAACAGUUCACAGAAGAGACGGAGCGAUCGCUGCAUGAUGCCAUCAUGAUCGUACGCAGAGCCAUCAAGAACGACUCCAUUGUUGCUGGUGGAGGAGCUAUAGAGAUGGAACUGUCCAAGUACCUGCGGGAUUACUCCAGGACCAUUCCUGGAAAACAGCAGCUGCUGAUUGGAGCGUAUGCCAAGGCCCUGGAGGUCAUCCCCAGACAGCUGUGUGACAACGCCGGCUUUGACGCCACCAACAUCCUGAACAAACUGCGCGCCAAACACGCACAGGGUGGCAUGUGGUACGGUGUGGACAUCAACAACGAGGACAUUGCAGACAACUUCGCGGCCUGCGUGUGGGAGCCAUCCAUCGUGCGGAUCAACGCUCUAACGGCAGCAUCAGAGGCAGCCUGCCUCAUCCUGUCAGUAGAUGAGACGAUCAAGAACCCACGCAGCACUGUGGAUGGACCUCCGGGUGGCGCUGGCAGGGGCAGAGGCCGCGGGAGACCCCAUGCUCACUAAGAGGAAGCAAGAACAAAACCCCAUUUUAAACUGGCAUUAAAAUCCAAAUGCACUGAUUGAGGGUUCAGUACCGGCCAGGUUACAUUUGAACAGAAGCAGACAAAGAUUGUAAAAAUCACAAGAAAAGCACUCUUUUGUAGUUUAGAUGCCUUGCAGGUCAUGUAAGACCUUUAAACAAACUGUCCCGUUUAAAAAGAGAGUGCCUUGGAGUUUUCUUGUGAUUUUUAUGUCUACUUGUCUGCAAGGUCACUGAGUCUAGGAAGUGCUCCUUUUCAGAUAAGGAUCGUGUUGAAUGUAGCUUGGCAUAUUUGAUCUGCUUUUGGAUUUGAAUUCUAGAUAAAAUGAGGUCUUGUAAUGGGUCACAGACACAUUGCAAAUGGCAGAUGUAGUGAAACAAACGAAAGGGGGGGAGGAGAAGUUCAUCUUGAAACUUGAAGAGAGAUUCGUUAGACUUUGUCAAAGAUGGCUGACAUUUUGUGUGUUUUCUUUGUCACCUGUAGUUUUUUCUUACUGAAGCUUUGACUCUGCAACAUCUGUUUAGCGUUUCAAGCACUGCAUCUUUCCUUGUGUAGCCAUUUUACUGAGAAAUGACAUUGAAAUACAAGCAGGAUGAAAGAAGAUCCCUCUUAGUUUUGACACAAACACUCCUGUCCCCUCCGAAGUCGACUCUUCCUCUCCGACAUCAAGUUGUUCCAUAAUUUCUAACCCGGUUUUGUGUUACGUGGCAAACAUGAUGUUAAACAUGGAAAGUAAAGCACUGAUUGGAUGUCGAGCAGUUCUGAACCAUUCACUGGUUAUGCUGUGUAAAACUAUUUAUUGGACCAUUCUUAUCAAUAAAUUCACAGCUGAAUUCA
This is a messenger RNA of Chelmon rostratus (copperband butterflyfish), 2533 nucleotides long. RefSeq names its product chaperonin containing TCP1, subunit 7 (eta) (gene cct7). NCBI's taxonomy places the organism in Eukaryota, Metazoa, Chordata, Actinopteri, Chaetodontiformes, Chaetodontidae. The record is from RefSeq and is a predicted model, not a curated record. Gene Ontology annotation, molecular function: ATP binding; ATP-dependent protein folding chaperone; ATP hydrolysis activity. The transcript has 12 exons. Gene Ontology annotation, cellular component: chaperonin-containing T-complex. The coding region runs from base 39 to 1679 and encodes 546 amino acids. Gene Ontology annotation, biological process: protein folding.